AUGCAGACUGCUUCUACAAACAUUUGUGAAAGAAUGGGUCGCUCUCAGGAGCUCAGUGAACUCAAGCGUGGAACCAUGAUAGGUUGCCACCUGUGCAAUAAGUCCAUCCGUGAACUUUCUUUGCUACUAAAUAUCCCACUGUCAACUGUUAGUGGUAUUAUAAUAAAGUGGAAGCAACUGGGAACAGCAACUCAGCCACAAAGUGAGCAAGGUUGGCGCAUGCUGAAGCGCACAGUGUGCAGAAGUUGCCAACUGUCUGCAGCGUCAAUAGCUUAAGACCUCCAAACUUCAUUUGGAAUUCAGAUUAGCAUAACAACAAGUGCAUAGAGAGCUUUAUGGAAUGGGUUUGCAUGGC
Messenger RNA from Staurois parvus, 355 nucleotides. The record is from the annotation of a GenBank genome assembly. Lineage: Eukaryota; Metazoa; Chordata; Amphibia; Anura; Ranidae.